Myxocyprinus asiaticus (Chinese sucker) is the source of this 5535-nucleotide messenger RNA. Its product is annotated as voltage-dependent calcium channel beta subunit-associated regulatory protein-like. Gene Ontology annotation, cellular component: secretory granule; plasma membrane. Gene Ontology annotation, biological process: negative regulation of calcium ion-dependent exocytosis; negative regulation of voltage-gated calcium channel activity. Lineage: Eukaryota; Metazoa; Chordata; Actinopteri; Cypriniformes; Catostomidae. The transcript has 10 exons. The record is from RefSeq and is a predicted model, not a curated record. Gene Ontology annotation, molecular function: transmembrane transporter binding. The coding region runs from base 160 to 2820 and encodes 886 amino acids.
CUCACUGGGUGAUGGGCGAGUGGGUGUGUGUUCAUUCAUAAAUACAAAUAUCUUUAAAACCCCCAAAUUAAAGGGAAGACCGAGGAAUCGCUUGCGAGCUCUUUGUCUCAUGGACCACAUGAAUUAUACUUAGGGGGGACACUCUCUCUGGCUUGGACCAUGAGCAAUGAGUCUGCCGUAUGGACAAACCUAACAGAACACCCUACAGAAGUCCCCCUGUCAACAGGGUCACAGAAUGGCUAUGUCCUCCUGCUGGUCCUCUUGUCCAUCUUUGUCGGGGGGACACUGGUCCUGCUGUCUGUCCUUCUGAUUCUCUGUCGCCACUGUUGUGAGGGGGACAGGCGUCAUGCGUGGUUCAUUCUUUGCCUCAGGGCUAGCGAUGAUGCAGAGAAAAGUAAUACCACGUAUAUUGAGGAGGCUCAGCCAGUGCAUGAGAUUACAAUUCGCAUUGAUGAGUCAGACUGCCUGUCGGCAGCCAGCUCCCACGACAUGGAGACGGAGCGUUUCCUCUCCACAGGCACCACCGGCCGUCGGGUCUCCUUCAACGAAGCGGCGCUCUUCGACCACAGCAAGAAGACGCAGGAGAAAGGUCGAAGGUACACGCUCACGGAGGGCGACUUCCAUCACUUAAAGAACGCGCGGCUCACCCACCUCCACAUCCCUCCCCCCGCCCUCCAGAUACUCACCAUCCACGAGUGUGAGUCAUCAGAGAACAAUAUUGCCAUGGCAACGCGCCCCGUUGCUAAAUCCAGCCUCUCAAUUUUUCAGCCGCCAGUGUGUUCACUGCCCAAGACUGCCCUGACCAGCCGGAGUCUCAGUCCCAGCUCUGCUCUUCCUGGAGACACUCUCAAUUCUAUAGUGGACACAAAGUUCUGUGAGAGCAGUGCAGUACCCGGUCCUGAGCCCACCAGCCCCUGUCUAAUGGAAGUAAGAGGAGGGGUCGCUAGGAACACAGGCAUCAUCGGUAAUGGUAGAGACGACACGUCUGCCUCAGCCACAGCCCUGCCGUCUUCUGGAGGGGCUCCACAGGGGCCCAUGCUGCAGUUCUUCACGAAGCUCCGUCGGCAUGCCAGCCUGGAGGGAGCGAGUCCCUAUUUAAAGAUCAAGAAAUGGAAGUUUGACAGCACCCAAAGGGCUUCAAGUCUGGACAUGAGAGGCUCUCCCAAACGAAGGCAGUUCCAGAGGCAACGUGCAGCCAGCGAGAGCAUGGACCAGGAAGAACAUGAAGCCCAUCAUAUCGACCUCAUCCAGUACAUCGCUCGCACCAAGGAUGUUACCUACUGCCCAACCCGGCCCAGCCCACGCCUCCUAUCUUCCCCUUCCACACCCCCAUCCUCCCUCGGCAGGUUAGAGGUGGAGGUGAUGGUGGAGCCCAGCUACAGCGGAGCAAUGGGCCCGGGGGUGAUCAGCCUCCCCUUCAAGCCCCCUCCGGAUGAGAGUCUUGGAAUGGGCUGUUGCCAGGACAGCUUAGAACCUCAGACCUUGUACCGUGAUAUUUGGACUCUUCGUGCCUCUCUUGAGCGGUAUAUCUCCUCCGAUCAGAGCAGCAACAAUGACAAAGACUCAGUCCGUAGUGAUGCAGACAGCAUAUGUUCUCUGGGGGGUAAAAUGGAGAUGGGAGGGCUGCCUAAAUACCCUUCACAGGAUAUUGGAGAUGAGAUGGAGAGGGAUGCCGACUUGCCUGUAGACAAAGUUCUUGAGAAAGGACACAAGCAGGAUAGUUUAGAUUCUGAACGGGGAAGUGACGGAGAGUCAGGAACCCGCAAGCUUCAGCAAAUGGACAGUGGUUAUGCAUCUAUAGAAGCUCCUUCACGAGCUCCUGAGGUGCUACGGCUGUUUGGAAGCAGCAGUAGCAGUAAAGAUGGUUCGGCUGUGGAGCGCAGGCAAUUCUUCAGUUCCGGAUGCAAGGGGACGGUGUGUGAGAGCUUUGACACGGACAUCUUUGAUGAAGAACUGGAAGAGGAACCUGCAGGUGCUAGUGGUGGCGUGGAUGGAGUGGAAACCGACGAGAGUACAAUUUUGCAGUCACCCUACGGCCAGAUGUUCACUCAACGUGACACUCAGCCUCAUCCUCCUGUCCUCUCUCGGCGUGACUACAGCAUUGAUGAGAAAACAGAUGCACUUUUCCAUGAGUUCUUGCGGCAUGAUCCACAAUUCGAUCUGCAGGAGUCUCCGCUACAUUCCAAGCAUCGUUCCCACGUGCACCUGCGCAAACAGUGGCAGCGUUCCAAGCAGUACAGUGACCCCGGCCAGCGCUUCCAGUCCUCUUUUGACCGGUACCGCACUCCUCUCCGUCGUGGUGAAACUGUCAACUAUCCUCUAGAGACUAGCUACCACAGCACACUCCCACAAAUUAUUAGCGCACCCAAUGAAGAGAGCAGCGAAGGUGCGACCAGCACUCCCAAAACACCCAAGGCAGAACAGGACACUGCUAGUCAGGAUACUUCUACUAAUAUUGACCCUGCAUCAGCAAAGGACACCAAGAUAUCUUUCAGCACUGACAGCAGUUGCACCAUUAAUGAAAAGGAAGUUCUUGAGGCAUCGCUGACCCCUUCAAUGACUGACACUGCUGGGGAGCAAUCAUUGGGCCUGGAGAACUCUAGAAAAGCGCCACUACCCCCUGAGCCUCUGGAAGAAUGUCUGCCAAAACAGCUUUCUGAAACAAGCUACGGCCCACAGACAAUCACAGAAGAGCUGAGCGACAAACUAGCAGCUACCCUUGAAGAACGGCUAUACUCUGAUCGCCGCAGAACCAGGGAACAGCCUGAGUGUAGUGCGGUGACUGUGACCUACACAUCGCCUGAUCACAAUCCAGUGUAGCAUGUGGCUCCUUUCACCUCCUCGCACAGGGACACUUCACAUCAACUACAGUUCCAAAGUUUUGAUUGCUUUUAAGCUUCGAUCUGGAACAGGUUUGCAAUGGUCAUUUCAAUCAUUGUCAUGUCCUAGAUGGUGGUAGAGACGUUUCUUCCAUGCCCAAAGUUAAAUAUAUGGAGAUUAGGGUUCAUAACUCAAAUGGCUCAACAUACCAAGUCUUUAACAAAUGAAAUGUCAAGUCUUUGUUAUUAAAGCACCCAUUUAGAUACUUGUUUGACAGCCAAUAUUUUCUCUGCACUAGAUAAUCCACUGUGAAAUUGGGUGCUAUUAUAAUUAAGAUUAAUUAUAUUUCUAAGUGCAUGAAUUAUACUGCAAUGCUGCCUAUCUGGAUGUCUGUUAAUGAAUUAUUUGACCUAUUUUAAAACACACAGGAUAGCCCUCCAUUCAGUUUGAUAUGGUUAUUUUGCUUUCUAAAGUUGUGGUAAAUUGAAAUACUAUUUAUUAUUGGAAUUUAAGUUUUUACUGGGUAGCCAGACCUGCUGUCCAAUUUUGUAAAAUCAAAUUUAAAAACCAAAACAAAAAAACAUUCUUUAAUCCUCUAAAAUAUAUAUGUCAUAAAGCCUGUGUUCCAAAUGAUUAACAAUCUGUCAAUGUGAUCGCCAUUCAAAAACAACAGCGUUACCUUUGUUCUAUAUGCUCCUUGUUGAUUAAUGUCUUUAUUUAUCUGAAACACCAUGGCAUAGGUCCAGUUCCUUAUCAAAUAUAGCUUUUGCUUCACAGUGUUUGAAAUCUGAGUAAAAUUAUAUGAAAUAUGUGUGGGGUUAGCUGCACUAUAACAUGAGGUAUGUUAGCUUGUUCCCCAAAUUCGAUAAAGUAUUAAGUGUCCUUUAUUAUAUAAUUACAAAUCAUUAUUUUAUAAUUGAAGUACUGAAUGGCUAAAACUGCCUCUUUGUGAGAGACUGUAAUUUUAUGUCCAUUGUAUCAUUAUUAUUAUUAUUGUGCUUUUCACCAUUUAAUUAUAUCAUUUGUUAUGCAUUGUUGAUUUUAUCUGUGAGAAUGAGAAAUAGAGUGAACUAUUUUUGAGUGCAUAGUGCCAAAUUGUCAUGUUAUACUUGGAUCAAAUGCCAAGACACAAAGAAAACACAGUCCUGCAAAAUAAGGAUUGUAGUAUCCUUGUUUUUGUACACACAGAUACGCCUCUCUAAGGGUUCAAUCAGGCCUGUGCCAUCCUGAGACAUUUUCAUUAAUUUGAGGAGGGCAUGUCUUGUCUUGCAUGUAUUUCACUGAAUUCUGUGUUCAUUAGUACAACCACAAUUCUGAAGAGGUGGGAUGCUGAGAUGCUUAUAAAAACAUAAAGGAGUGAUUUGUAAAUUAUAUUCACCCUUUGCCAUAUUGAAAGCACUACAACUACACAUUAUAUGAUGUUUUACCAUGUGAAUUUCAUUGUUUUGUUUUUUUAUGUACAGUAAUUUCAAAUCAGAUGAUUGCAACAUGCUCCAAAAAAGUUGAGACAGGGGCAAUUUAAGACUAAUAACAAUUUGACGAGUUAAAAUAAUAAGACAAUGUGAAACAGGAGAUGUUAAACAGGUGAGGCAAUUGUGUCAUAGUAGGAUCAUUCGAGACUUGUCAAUUUGCCAACAGAUGAUUCAACAAAUAAUCCAGCACUUUGAGAACAAUGUUCCCCAAAGACAAAUUGGAAGGAUUUUGGGCAUUUCACCCUCUACAGUGCUCAAUAUAGUUAAAAGAUUAAAGGAAUCUGGUCAAAUCUCGGUGCGUAAAGGGCAAGACGAAAACCACUUCUGAAUGCGUGCGAUCUCCGAUACCUCAGAUGUCACUGUCUCAAAAAAUAUCAUACAUCUGUAAUAGAUAUCAUGAACAUGGGCUUGGGAUUACUUUAGUAAACCUUUAUUAGUCAACCCCAUUUACCGCUGCAUCCACAGAUGCAAGUUAAGACUUUACUCUGCAAAGCAGAAGCCCUACAUCAACACUGUCCAGAAGGGCUGCAGACUUCUCUGGGCUCGGUCUCAUCUUAGACGGAAAGUAGAACAGCGGAAUCGUGUUUCUGGUCUGAUGAGUCCACAUUUCAAAUAGUUUUUGAAAAACAUAGCCAUCGUGUUCUCCGGGCCAAAGAGGAAAAGGACCAUCCAAGCUGUUAUCAGCGUCAGGUCCAAAAGCCAGUGUCUGUAUAGGCCAGGGGUGUGUCAGUGCCAUUGGCAUAGGUGACUUGCACAUCUGUGAGGGCACCAUUAAUGCAGACAAAUAUGUAACAAUUUUGGAGCAGCAUAUACUGCCAGACAGCACCGUCUUUUCCAGGGAUGUCCCGUAAUUUUCAGCAGGACAACUUCAAACCAUAUACUGGCUGAAUAAGCAGAAAGUGUGGGUACUAGAUUGGCCUGCCUGUAGUCCUGACAUCUUCAAUUGAGGAUGUGUGGCACAUUAUGAAGCGCACAAUACGUCAACAAAGACCCCGUACAAUUGUGCAGCUGAAGACCUGCAUAAUGGAUGAAUAGGGGAAAAAAAACUCCACUUUUUAAACUUAACAAACUUGUGUCUUCAGUGCCUAAAUGCUUAAUAAGUGUUAUUAGAAGAAAUGGUGAUGUUUCACAGUGGUAAACACUCGACUGUCCCAACUUUUUUGGAGCGUGUUGCAAUCAUCUGAUUUGAAAUAACUGCACAUAAAAAAAAAAAAAAAAACAAUGAAAUUCACAAGGCAAAACA